UGGAUGAGCAGAUGGACGGCAUCUGCUGUCAGUCCAAGUGUCGAGUCAAGAGCGCUUGCCUGGUAGAGCAGGACAGGUUGCCCGAGGACGUCGAGGAGUCUCGCGGGGCCCUGGGACGAGCCGACAGCUUCAUCGUCCUCAACAAGUCUCGUGAUGCAGAGACAGACAGGAAGCUGCUCUCCUUCGCCGAGCGAUUCUUCAGGAGGCUCGUCGUCUUCGAGCAGUCGGAUGAUGCCAUCCGCUACCGCACACGCUCCAUGCUUCGAGGCGAGAUGGUGGUGGGACUGGACCGACCGAACAAGGUCAUUUCAUGGGACGGGAGCCAGACGCUGCUGGACAAGCAAGUGAGGUGUGCAAGGAUGGGCAUCGUCGAGUACUGGAGAGCCAAAGCAUACAAGGAGCUGCAACGGCAGAGAGAUGAGCUUGACUCCAUCGACAAGGAGCUCAAGGAGAUCAUCAAGAACUGCAAUGAUGUGGAGAACAACGAGAUGAGUCAGAGCGCCAGGUUGACCGGAAAGAAGCGGGUGAACACAGAUCAGGAGCAGCCACAGGAAGACGGGGAGGACGAGUUGAGGCCUCGCAAGCUCUUUCGUGAGAGUAGAGAUUGAAUUCAGCAGUAUCUAUGAAUCGACUUACAUCCAGGGCAUCACCCGACCAGGUUAGGGAAAGUCAUCGGGAUUCGUCUUUCUUGUACAAGAUAUACAAGAUGGUCGUGG
This is a messenger RNA of Guillardia theta CCMP2712, 716 nucleotides long. RefSeq lists its product as hypothetical. The coding region runs from base 12 to 608 and encodes 198 amino acids. The transcript is spliced from 3 exons. The record is from RefSeq and is a predicted model, not a curated record. Lineage: Eukaryota; Cryptophyceae; Pyrenomonadales; Geminigeraceae.